AUGGCCGAGUCCUUUGAGAAGAUCAAGGUGGAGUUCACCGGCCAUGAAGAGAGUGUGCAGGCCCUCGCAGAGGCCUUCCACGACUCCGGCGAGGUCCCCGAGAGGUACAUCAGGCAGGAGAUCGACGCCGAUCCCCUCGCCGCCGAUGCGGGUGGUCCUGCUCUGCCGACAAUCGACAUGUCCAUGCUGCUCGACCCCGAGUUCUCGGCGGAGGAGUCGGCUAAGCUCGGAUCCGCAUGCGAGCACUGGGGGUUCUUCCAGCUCGUGAACCAUGGCGUGGACGGGGGCCUGCUGGGGCGGACGAAGGCCGACGUCGCCGACUUCUUCGGCCUUCCCCUGGAGGUGAAGUCGGCCGUGGCGAUCCCGCCCAACGGCAUGCAGGGCUUCGGCCACCACUUCGUCUUCUCCGAGGAGCAGAAGCUGGACUGGGUGGACCUGCUGUUCCUCGCCACCCGGCCCGCCGACGAGCGGAGCCUGGACUUCUGGCCCACCAAGCCCUCCACCUUCAGGGACACGCUUGACAAGUACACGACGGAGCUAGCAAGUGUGGCCGAGCAACUGUUCAGGUUCAUGGCCAGGGACCUGGGAGUUGACCAGGAGGCGCUCCUUGGCACCUUCAAGGGUCUGCCCCAGUGCGUGAGGAUCAACUACUACCCUCCCUGCCGUCAGGCCGGCAAGGUGCUGGGCCUCUCGCCGCACACCGACGGCGUCGGCAUGACGCUCCUCCUCCACGCGAACGACGUGCAAGGGCUGCAGAUCAGGAAGGAUGGGGAGUGGUUCUCCGUGCACGCCCUGCCCGGAGCUCUCGUCGUCAACAUCGGCGACGUCCUUGAGAUCCUCAGCAACGGCAAGUACAGGAGCAUCGAGCACCGGGCGGUGGUUAACCCUGACAAGGAGAGGAUCACCAUUGCGGCGUUCCACAGCGUGCACCUUCCCUGCACGAUUGGCCCGUUUCAGGAGCUGGGUGACGCACGCUAUAAGACGGUCGAUGGCCUUGACUUCACCAAGGGGUACUUCGCCGCCAAGCUGGAAGGCAGGAGGUACCUGGAGAGCCUGAAGCUAUAG
Molecule: messenger RNA, 1065 nt
Organism: Triticum turgidum subsp. durum (durum wheat)
Lineage: Eukaryota; Viridiplantae; Streptophyta; Magnoliopsida; Poales; Poaceae
Source: the annotation of a GenBank genome assembly